This is a messenger RNA of Equus quagga, 1805 nucleotides long. RefSeq names its product mitogen-activated protein kinase 3 (gene MAPK3). Gene Ontology annotation, molecular function: ATP binding; MAP kinase activity. Gene Ontology annotation, biological process: intracellular signal transduction; protein phosphorylation. The coding region runs from base 16 to 1167 and encodes 383 amino acids. Gene Ontology annotation, cellular component: nucleus; cytoplasm. The transcript has 9 exons. Lineage: Eukaryota; Metazoa; Chordata; Mammalia; Perissodactyla; Equidae. The record is from RefSeq and is a predicted model, not a curated record.
AGGGGAGGAGUGGAGAUGGCGGCGGCGGCGGCGGCGGCGGCGGCUCAGGGGGGCGGGGGCGGGGAGCCCCGGGGAGCUGAUGGGGUUGGCCCGGGGGUCCCAGGGGAAGUGGAAGUAGUGAAGGGGCAGCCGUUCGACGUGGGGCCGCGGUACACGCAGCUGCAGUACAUCGGCGAGGGCGCGUACGGCAUGGUCAGCUCAGCUUACGACCAUGUGCGCAAGACUCGAGUGGCCAUCAAGAAAAUCAGCCCCUUCGAGCAUCAGACCUACUGCCAGCGCACGCUGCGGGAGAUCCAGAUCUUGCUGCGCUUCCACCAUGAAAAUGUCAUUGGCAUCCGAGACAUUCUGCGGGCACCCACCCUGGAAGCCAUGAGGGAUGUCUACAUUGUGCAGGACCUGAUGGAGACAGACCUGUACAAGUUGCUCAAAAGCCAGCAGCUGAGCAACGACCACAUCUGCUAUUUCCUUUACCAGAUCCUUCGGGGCCUCAAGUAUAUCCACUCAGCCAAUGUGCUCCACCGGGAUUUAAAACCCUCCAACCUGCUCAUCAACACCACCUGUGACCUUAAGAUCUGCGAUUUUGGCCUUGCCCGGAUCGCCGAUCCUGAGCACGACCACACCGGCUUCCUGACAGAAUACGUGGCCACUCGCUGGUACCGGGCCCCAGAAAUCAUGCUUAACUCCAAGGGCUAUACCAAGUCCAUCGACAUCUGGUCUGUGGGUUGCAUUUUGGCUGAGAUGCUUUCCAACCGGCCCAUAUUCCCUGGCAAGCACUACCUGGACCAGCUCAACCACAUUCUGGGUAUCCUCGGUUCCCCAUCCCAGGAGGACCUGAAUUGUAUCAUCAACAUGAAGGCUCGAAACUACCUACAGUCUCUGCCCUCUAAGACCAAGGUGGCCUGGGCCAAGCUUUUCCCCAAGUCAGACUCCAAAGCCCUUGACCUGCUGGACCGGAUGUUGACCUUUAACCCCAACAAACGGAUCACAGUGGAGGAAGCGCUGGCUCACCCCUACCUGGAGCAGUACUAUGACCCAACGGAUGAGCCAGUGGCGGAAGAACCUUUCACCUUUGACAUGGAGCUGGAUGAUCUACCAAAGGAGCGGCUGAAGGAGCUCAUCUUCCAGGAAACAGCCCGCUUCCAGCCUGGGGUGCUGGAGGCCCCCUAACCUAGACAGAUGCCUCUGCUCCCUGGGGCCUGGCCCUGCCUCCUGACUGUCCCUCCCCUGCCGGACUGUUAGAAAAUGGACACUGCGCCCAGCCCAGACCCCGGCAGCCCAGGUCAGGGCAGAGGGUGGGCCUGGCCCCCUCCCCUUGCUUUGCUCAGGCCUCCCACUUCAGGCAGGCCAGGGUUCCCUCCAUCCCCCCCACUCCCAGGACCUGAGAGGCUCAGGUGGCCCCAAAGCAAUUCCCCUCUGCUGCUCUGCCUUCGUCUACCCCAGCUAUCCCAGUCUCUGGUACUUCUGGAAUCACACAGCUCUGGCUGCCCCGGGACCUACUGAGGGGCAGUGGGGGAUGGGGAAUGAGGGACACUGAGUAGGGAUUCAGGGCAAACCCUGCCUGACUCACCUCAUUAAAACCCCACCCCAUUUUCCUUGAAGGAACAUUCCUAAGACUCAAGGAUUAGUAUCCCUGAGGAGUAGGGCCUGGACCUGAACCCCUUUCCCGAAGCUGCCCCAUCUAACACUCCCCGCUGCUUCUGUGUGUGGGUGAACAGAAGUGGAGAUGGGGGCCCGUGGAGAGCCCAGUGCCCCUGCCCACCCCCUGUGCCUGUAUCUAAUAUAUAAAUAUAGAGAUGUGGAUGAUG